CAGACCCCCAUUCCCCUCCCCAUCACCCCAACACCAAGCCCAGCUGCCACCCCUGGGAGCCCACCGGACUGCCCGGAGCCCAGAGAGAAUGGAUUUCUGAGAAAGAAGUAGAACAGCAGGCUCCGGGAGGCAGCAUGCCGACUGCCUGGGCUGCGACUUUGCUCCUGCUAAUGCUCCAGGGAGCCUGGGGCUGCUCCAACCUCAUCUGCUACACCGAUUACAUGGAGACUAUCACCUGCAUCCUGGAGACAUGGGCCGGGCACCCUGACUCGCUCACCCUCACCUGGCAUGACACAUAUGAAGAACUGGAGGAUGAGGUCACCUCCUGCAGCCUCCUCCGGUCCACCCACAAUGCCACCCAUGCGGAGUACACGUGCCACAUGAAUGUGUUCCGCCUCAUGGCUGACGACUUCUUCAACGUGAGCAUGACAGACCCAUCUGGCAACUAUUCCCAGGAGUGCGGUAGCUUUUUGCUGGCUGCGAAUAUCAAGCCAUCUCCCCCUUUCAACGUGACCGUGAACUUCUCCAGAUAUUAUAACGUCUCUUGGAGUUCCAGUUCCAGUUCCAUUCCCAGGGACCGUGUCUACGCGCUGAAGGAUAAACUUCAGUAUGAGCUGCGGUACAGGAAGGUUGGAGAACCCUGGGCUCUGAGUCCAGGGAGAAAGCUGGUCUCAGAGGAUUCCAGAAGCAUCCUUCUCCUCCCCUUGGAGUUCCACAACGGCACAAGCUACGAGCUGCAGGUGCGGGCAGGGCCCCACCCUGGCUCCUCCUUCCAGGGGACCUGGAGCGAGUGGAGCGACCCAGUUGUCUUUCACACCCAGCCGGAAGAGAGAAAGGGAGACCUGUACCUUCAGCUGGUUCCCAUCCUGCUCAUCCCGGUCUGCUUCAUCUUGGUCUUCUUUGGCCUGAAGGUCCCUUGGAGGCCGUGGGAAAAGGUGUGGCUGCAGGUGUCCAGCCCGAAGCCCUUCUUCCAGCCUCUGUACGUGGGCCACAGCGGAGACUUCAAGAAAUGGGUGGGCACACCCUUCACUGCCUCCAGCCUGGAGCUGAGACCCUGGAGCCCAGGGGUGCACUUGGCCCUGGAGAUGUGCAGCCCGUGCCCACUGCAGGGUGCAGCCAAGGGGCUGGUGCCCACGGAGCUGCCGGAGCCCGCAGACCUGGUGGAAGCCGAUGGGGUGCCUGAGCCGGGCUCCUGGGGCCCAGUGCCCUCCACCGCCGGCAGCUUGGGCAGCUCGGUUUACAGCCAGGAGAAGGACCGGCUGUACGGCCUGGUGUCCAUCGACACGGUGACCGUGGUGGACGCGGAGGGGCUGUGUGCCUGGCCCUGCACCUGUGGGGACGAUGGCUACCCUGCCCUGAACCUGGACACCGGCCUGGAGCCGGGGCCGGGCACCGAGGACCCGCUCCUGAGCACGGGGGCCACGAUCCUGUCUUGUGGCUGCGUCUCAGCCAGUGGCCCCGUGAGGCCGGGCAGCCUCCUUGACCGGCUAAGGCUGCCCCAUGAGGAUGAGGCAGAUUGGACACCCGGGCCGUCGGACAGCGAGGCGGGCUCGCCCCCGGUCGGCCUGGACAUGAACACAUUUGACAGCGGCUUCGCGGACUCUGACUGCGGCAGCCCGGUGGGGAGUGACUUCAGCAGCCCCAGGGACGAGGAACCCCCCAGGAGCUACCUCCGACAGUGGGUGGUCACGGCCCCUCCGCCUACGCCGCCAGGGUCCCAGGCCAGCUAGCGAUGCUCCUGAGCCACGAGCCGCGGACGGGGUCCCCAGGGGCUGUGGAGUGAAGAGGCCUACAGCCCUGGUCUCCCCGACGGGCCCCCUGCGCCUGGUGUUCACAGCGUGCAUCUGGAGUUCGGGGACCCCCUGGCGUGGCUGUGCGUGUGUGUGUGUGUGUGUGUGUGUGUGUGUGUGUGUGUGGUCUGCGUGCCUGGGUGGAUAUGGAGCAUGCCCGUGGUGAUGCCACGUGUGUGUCUGUGCCGAUGUGACUUCCCCAUAUGCAUGAAUGUGAGCGGCACAUGCCUGUGUGCACGUGAAGACAGCCUCCCUCCCUCCCAGGCACGUGGGGGUGGCCCCCGUGACACGUGCCAAGAGGCCAGUCACGUGUUGGGACCAGGGCCCUGCCUGGGGCAGACAAGCCCAGCACCCACCGCCCCCCACCCCCGGUCCUGCCU
This is a messenger RNA of Odocoileus virginianus texanus, 2170 nucleotides long. It is a transcript of the gene IL21R, whose product is annotated as interleukin 21 receptor. Gene Ontology annotation, biological process: cytokine-mediated signaling pathway. NCBI's taxonomy places the organism in Eukaryota, Metazoa, Chordata, Mammalia, Artiodactyla, Cervidae. The record is from RefSeq and is a predicted model, not a curated record. Gene Ontology annotation, cellular component: membrane; external side of plasma membrane. Gene Ontology annotation, molecular function: protein binding; cytokine receptor activity.